Sapajus apella (tufted capuchin) is the source of this 2805-nucleotide messenger RNA. It is a transcript of the gene CLEC2B, whose product is annotated as C-type lectin domain family 2 member B. Gene Ontology annotation, cellular component: external side of plasma membrane. The transcript is spliced from 7 exons. The record is from RefSeq and is a predicted model, not a curated record. Bases 890 to 1375 code for a protein of 161 amino acids. Lineage: Eukaryota; Metazoa; Chordata; Mammalia; Primates; Cebidae.
GCACUUUGUUACUUCUGUUUUCUUUUUCUCCCUGUGUAUGCUUGUGUGUGUGUGUUCCCACACCUAUAUGUGUGACUGUGCAAAUAUUUGCCUUUGAGAGAGAGAAUAGUUUUUGUUUUUCUUUCAGUAGCCAAAAUUUAAAGCAUUGCUUUUUCUUUGAUUCUAUCGCUUUUAAGGUGAUCUUUCUUAACACAAGAUAAUAAAGCAGUAGUGUCCUAAAGAAUGCUGUUUAAAUAUUAAUCAGCAUCAGCCUCUCCUACAGCUUUGGAUGGAUACCAGUUAUGAGUCGCUAGUGGAUGAAUCAGAAAACAACCACUUGAGUAAUUCUGUGUUCUGUUGUUCAGAUGAGAAUCUCCGAUGAGAAAGAAAAUAUGUGUUUGUUCUUCAACUUUGAAUUAUUAUUUCACCAACUUCCUUCCUCUUUGGCAAGCCUUUUUGAUCAAGAAGACAACUGUGAUUAACAAUAGUAUGAGUAAUAGUCACAUGAUUACUUCUAGUUUGGGAAAUGCUGCUUAAACUUUCAGUUACUCUUUAAAAGUGGUGUAGCUCUAGUUUGCAGCUGUGCUGUAAAAACGAGUAACAUUUUUAUAUUAAAUAAAGCUGUAGCUUUUAAGAGAGGUUCUGGAAGCUAUGACACAAAGCUGCUAGCAGCAAAUCAAGAAACUGAUUAAAAGAAGAAAGUAAACAAUCAGAGUGCCACCCAUACCAAAUGGGAGAGGUUCCAAAGGGGUAUGCCAGUAGUGUUGGGAGCCUGACUAGGAUUCCAGCCCACAGGACUUGUGGAAUGAACUUCCUAUAGCAUAAUGUUGCUUGGCAGCCCCUCUAAGUUGACAUCUUCUUUGUCCAGGUGUUCUGAGCCGACAUAAAAAGUGUUUUAUAAUCAGUGCUAAUGAUAUCUAAUUGUAUUGUUGUAACGAUCGGUGUUAUGAACAGACAUAAAAAGUGUUUCAUAGUGGGUGCUAUUUUAAUAAUAAUAUCUAAUGCUAUCAUGGUACUAAUAGUAAAACCAACUCCAGAUUCUCAAAGAUUUUGCCCAUAUGAUUGGAUUGGUUUCCAAAACAAAUGCUAUUAUUUCUCUAAAGAAGAAGGAGAUUGGAAUUCAAGUAAAUAUAACUGUUCCACUCAACAUGCUUACCUAACUAAAAUUGACAACAAUGAAGAAAUGGAUUUUCUUAGGCGGUACAAAUGCAGUUCUGAUCACUGGAUUGGGCUGAAGAUGGCCAAUGGAACAGGACAAUGGGUAGAUGGAGCUAAACUUAAGAAAUCGUUUGCCGUGAAAGGGAGUGAAGGAUGUGCCUACCUCAGUGAUGAUGAUCCAGCAACAGCUAGAUGCUACACAGAAAGAAAAUGGAUUUGCAGGAAAGAAAUACACUAAGUUAAUGUCAUAGAUAACAGGGAAACAAAAAGUAAGAUUAUUAAGGAUGAAACAAAGUAUUUUUUAAUUAAACAAAGUUGAAGUUUUGUUAUCUGUCUGGUUAAUUUAUUCUUAUGAAUCAGGCUACACAUAAAACCCACUUCAAACACUGGCAAAAUGGUUACAGGUAUUCUGUUGAGUUUUUUGUUUUUUUUUUUUUUUUAACUUUAAGCCUGAAAAUGAUUUUGGAGAUCAAGGAUAGACAUGGCACUUUGACAGGACUUUCACAUCCGAAUCUAAAACAAUAUGAGUACCAGAAUAGGAGAUUAUAACCUAUUGAACAAAAUGUAAAACUGGGAGUCCACAAAGAUAUAAUUGGAAACAUGAAGUACCUUCUGACAGAGCAAGAAUUGCACUGAACAACAUCACACAGACAAUGGCUAUUUUAUUCAAGAUUGUUACCACAGGGAAAAGUCUGAACUAAAAUCUGCCAAAACAAAAUGGGGUGGAGCUUUAAGAGUGAAGGUGAAGAGUAGAUCAUACACCAUCCACAUUUGCUAAUUGUCUUUACCCAAAAGAAAAUUAAACUUUCUUUGAUCUGCAAAAGUCGAUGAAACAAAUGGGGUCAUUCUUGUCAUAUGCAACUAAAACAGAGUAGACAGACCAGGGGAAAAAGGCACUCAGGGCACAUAGCAUUGCUUCAAAAAUGUAAUUUUCUACAAACCUAGCUGCUAAAACUGCCUGUUGUAGCCUAAAACCAGUUUUACCUAACAGUUGUUAAAAUAACUUGCUGUGACUGCAAGACUGGUUUUACCCUCCACUGUCACACACCAAUCAGAACUUGCCAGCUCCUCAAAACUUUGCUAGAGCCAGUAAACUUUCUUUCAAAACAAUAAGUAACUUUCUUUUUUUAAUAACACCUCCAGUCUUUGUUUUGUUCUUUAGACAAACCAAAGACCCCUGGUCCCUGCAUUUAUGCCAAAUUACAAUUCUCACCUCUCUAAUAAAACAUUUUAAAUGCAGAAAUCUGUCCCUAUAUUUUAUUUUGAUUUUGACCUACUUGGUGUCCAGCUGUGUUCCAAAGCUGAUUCAGUUUGGGAGAAUCACUGGUCCACAGCGCUAGGGCAUGACGUACUCACACAGGGUCUCAUUGACUCUCAUGACUGCACUGCUUCUGCAGGUUGCCUCAUUUCUUCCUGGUGAGUCUCUUGGGCUCAACUCCCAAUUUUAGUUGACUUCUGUUUUAUUUGGAUUUUGUUGGAGAUGUCUUUCUGCCUCUGAUUGGAAGAUCUCCUGUUAGGGAGGACCAUCUUCCUCCUGGCAGAUCUCAGCUGUGAGGUCUGGGUGACAGGAUUUCUCUUUUCAGGUUGAAGGCUCAACAAAAGCAUUUUUCUUUUUUCCUUCAGUUGGAGAAGGCAGCUGAUCUUCCUUCUUGGGUUUAUUUGGCCUUU